AUGGAGGGGUACCGCAGAGCACGCACCGCCGCCGCGCGAAGAAACCAACAGAUGCCCAGUUUAUCAGACAUGGCUGCAGAGCAGGAUCCUGUACGACGUGAACAACUUCAUAGGGAGGUCACUGAACUGGGGCCGUUGUUCGUUAUGCCCCCGCGACCGGAUAACUCUUCAUCCACUGUAGCUUCGAGACUGGCUCAGUAUGCAGCCCGCCGGAUGGAACAACGAAAUUCGCGGCCACGAAUGACCCCGAGUGACAGGUACCUAGAGCGUCAAAGACAUGUUGCGGAGAGAGAACUAAGAGAUGCCGUAAGCAGGAAUGUGGACCAUGAUAGCAUGCAAGACGCCGGGAGACAACUGGAAGCUGCCAGUUCAAAUUUACGGGCUCGUUUGGAUGCUCCAUUACCGAAUGUACUUUCACCGCUUUCCUCUGAAAUUGAAUAUGCCAGCGAGAUCGAGAAUCGUCGAAACAAAAGACGUAAGCUCAAUACGGACAAGACUGACAGUGGCUUCUCGGGGUUCUCUUAUGGGAAAUAUGGCCAGGUCGAGCAAGGGAAACUUGUGAUGGAAAUUGUCAGUUGUGAUGGAGGCACUUUUGAAGGCGAACCACCAAGUCGAAGGGAGGACUUUGAACCGGAGAAUGUUCUUUUAGAUGAUAAGUCUGUUUACUGCACGAAGAGUAAUCGAUGUAAUUUGGUUCUUCGGCAUCAAGGCAGCACAACGUUUUGCUUGACCGAACUGAUUAUCAAGGCCCCUCGCCAAAACUAUACUGCUCCUAUCCAAGAGGGAUUGGUUUUUGUUUCAAUGACAUCCGAUGAUCUUUUGACAAGGACUGCAAAAUACCAAAUUCAAUAUUCCCCACCCAAACCUCGAAGGUCGGCAUCGGAGCGAUCAUAUGAUGAACUUCCGCCAAUUAUGUCGAUUCGUCACAAUGUUGAUGGUUCGAUGAGUCAAGCUCAAGCUAGAGCGCGCCGCUUGUAUGACAUCGGCAUGCAAGAUGAAGAUUGCGAUUCUCGCACGGCUCAAAUGCCUAGUGAUUUCACGAGUACCGCUCCAGGUUUCUCAAACACCACUGAGUGUAGUGAUUCCGAAGACGAAGGUUCGUCUGGCCACUCACGACAUCACCGAUCUACCGUUCGUUCUCUGGGCCUCCGAUUUGAAGAUUCCGACGAAAGUGAUGAUGAUCAUGACUUGACGAUUGAAGAUAGAAUUGGAUAUAGGCAUGGGCAACGUCUUCAUCGCCGCGAAACUGCUAGUAAUAUCACGCUCGCGGAGGCCGUAGAAGCAAGUCAAAUUGCCACACAAGAAGCUGUCGCAGCGGUUGGAGGAUUGAUGGUACCGCACGCGAAAUUCUUCAUUGAGAGGGACAAGAGCAAGACUACCAUCAAAUUCGAUCCACCUGUCAGCGGCAGGUUCAUACUGUUGAAAUUAUGGAGCCCCCAUCCAAGCGCAUCCGAGAACAUCGAUAUCCAAACCGUUGUGGCUAAGGGAUUUGCGGGUCCACGAUUCUUUCCAGCCAUUACCCUGAUGAGAUGA
Messenger RNA from Glarea lozoyensis ATCC 20868, 1533 nucleotides. RefSeq lists its product as uncharacterized. The coding region runs from base 1 to 1533 and encodes 510 amino acids. The record is from RefSeq and is a predicted model, not a curated record. The transcript is spliced from 2 exons. Lineage: Eukaryota; Fungi; Ascomycota; Leotiomycetes; Helotiales; Helotiaceae.